AUGCCUGAAAGCACGUUGGAGGGAUAUGCGAGGGCCAUUGCGGAUGGAGCGGACUAUGUGGAAUGCAACGUCAUCUGCACGGCAGACUUGGAGCUCAUCUGCUGGAACGACUUGGAUUUGACGCUCGUGACGAACGUGGCACACCACCCGGAGCUGAGUCAACUCAAGUCAACGGCGGUCAUAGAGGGGCAGGAGGUGGAGGGAUUCUUCGCAUUCAACUUCACGUUCGAGCAGAUCCAGAUUCUCAGAGUGGAGCAGCGAUACCAGUGGCGGGACAAGACCCUUCACGGCCGGUUAUCCAUCCCCACGCUCUCUCAUGUGCUCGCCCUCGUGCUCUCCUCCAAUCAAAACCCCGAGCUGCUCGCUGCUAGAGGCAACCGACCCGUGGGGCUGAUGCUGGAACCGAGAUACCCUGAAUUCCAUGAGUCCAUCGGGUGCCCGCUACUCGAGUCGCUCCUGACUCUCCUCAGCGUGAACAACCUGCAGCCACCUCCGCGCCCUUCCAACCCCUUCAACACCCUCACUUCUUCCUCCUCCCCCACUGCCUCUCUUAGUGACCGCCUUGCUAGCAUCAGCACCACCACCAUUUCUACUGACAAUGCUCCCACAGCUGGUGCUGCUACAGCCGGGGGGCGGAUUGUGCUUGACCCAGCAGUGCAGCCGGUGGUGAUAGAGGCGAGGAGCUCUGCUGCUCUCGUCUACUGCAGCCAACGCACCUCCAUUCCCCUCGUGCAGAUCCUGGAGGCGGGAUGGGACGAGCCAUCGGACACUAACCGCAUUCUGCAGGCCCCUCCUCCCUCCUGCCCGCCCACCACCCCUCUUCGAGCCUGCAUGCUGGACGCCAUAUCACUCUAUGCAGUGGCCAUCGCACCAGAGAAGCAUCUGGUGCUGCCGGUGGAGUCGUGGCACAAGAAGCUGCUCAACCAGACCGACCUCGUCUCCCUCGCCCACCACCCAGCCCGCCAGCUGGCUGUGCUGCCCUGGCCCUUUGCCAACGACUGGAUCUUCCUCUCCCUCAGUUACGAGCUCGACCCUCUGAACGAGUAUGCCAUGUUUGUGGAGGCGGUGGGAGUGGAUGGUCUCUUCUCUGACUUCCCCGCCACCGCCCUUAAAUACAUCCGGUCUCGGGACUGCCUGGCAGCAGCAUCGGGAGUGCUGGGUGCGUUGGUGGCCACACCAAGAAAACGAGGCCUAGCAGGACACGAAGACGCAAGGAAGCUGGUGGAGGAGAUAUUGUGCAUUUUCACCUUGGCGCGCAGCAAGGCCAGCGUUACCAGAGUGUUGUCGAAGGUAGUCACCCUGCUCCCGUUCCACUUCCGGCGUUAUGCUCUCUCCGUCGUUUAUAGUGUUGCCAGGAGCUUGCCUUAUCAAUCCACCCUUGGCCUCUCCUUACCCCCCUUCCUCCCUUCUCCCCUCCUUGCCCCCCACCUGCUCCUUGCUGUCAUUGUCACCAUUGCUGUGCUCCCCAUGGCAGUGUGGGCGCUCUAUGCCAUGCACAAGUGGAGGCAAACGGAGCAGCACCAGCCCUGGCAGGACCUUGCUUUACCCAGCCAGUGCUUGCCAUCUCCUUUAUCCCCUCCCCCCCUUCCCCCAGACCUGCUGAUCCUGACCGUCAUCAUCACCAUUGCGGUCCUUCGAAUGGCUGUCUGGACGUUUUACAUCAUGCACAAGUGGAGGCAGACGGUGAAGCAUCUGCACUGGCAGGAGUUUGCCACCAUCCACUCCCACGGCUCCACCACAGCCUCCGAAACACAAACCCUCACUGCUCUUCACGCUGUUGCUCUUGACUCUGAUCGACCAUCCCUUACCCUCUCUGUAAACCACUUCCCUCUCUGUAAAAACCCCUGCCCCUCUAUCCCGCAGAUCUCCUGA
Closterium sp. NIES-65 is the source of this 1872-nucleotide messenger RNA. NCBI's taxonomy places the organism in Eukaryota, Viridiplantae, Streptophyta, Zygnematophyceae, Desmidiales, Closteriaceae. The record is from the annotation of a GenBank genome assembly.